Messenger RNA from Chaetomium strumarium, 1038 nucleotides. RefSeq lists its product as uncharacterized. The record is from RefSeq and is a predicted model, not a curated record. Gene Ontology annotation, molecular function: nucleic acid binding. The coding region runs from base 262 to 825 and encodes 187 amino acids. The transcript has a single exon. Lineage: Eukaryota; Fungi; Ascomycota; Sordariomycetes; Sordariales; Chaetomiaceae.
UGAUAGGGGUCUAGCGUCUGGAGAAGGAUGGUCGUGUCCAAUGUGAAAGUCGAGCGCGGCGAUUUCAAACGCUCCGACUCCGGAUCCGCGUCAUUCAUCGCCCCGACCACUACCCGAUCGCCGAGAGCCUUCUCCACGUCAAGCCUCGGCAGUACCGUAUCGAUCAGUUCCGCUGUCUGUUCUCCGCCAGGCAGAAGCUGCAGGCUCGGGCGCGGACGAGCGUGAAAGUCGGCUAGCACAGCAAGCUUGAACGCGCGGACGAUGCCGUGGAGGCUCUCGGCACCGAUUUCAUCGACUCCACCACGGUCCUGUAAGCCCUCGUGGUCAUCCUCGACGGGCAGCCCGCCACACCGCCCUCACUCUACAUCGACCUCGAGGAAGUCAACGUCUCCCGACACGGCACAAUCUCCAAUUGUGCAAUCUACGUUUCUUCCCCUUCACCAAACCUAUCUCAUCGAUAUCCACGUCCUCAACGACAAGGCCUUCUCCACCCCCAGCCCAACCACAGGCCACGCCCUCGAGCACGUCCUCGAGUCAGACAGCACCCAAAAAGACUUCGGCGUGCGCAACGACUCCAACGCCCUGUCCAACCUCUUCCACAUCCGCCUAACCGGCAUCAUAAACCUGCAGCGCAUGGAGCUCGCCAGGCGCACCUUCCCCCGGGGUGUUGUCUCCGGACUGGCCAGGUGCAUCGAGCGCGAUUCUCUCCUGAGCAAGACAGAGCAAAGCGUUGGGAUGGUUGCCAAGAGGAGGGGACGCAGGCUUCUUCGCGCCAGAGCACGGUGGGAGGAGGUAUGGAGUAUUUUAGGAGCGGCUGCUUUCUGAGGAGAUUUGGAGGUACGUGUCCAGGGUAUUCCGUUCCUCCCGCGUCUGUGGGUGUAUUAUGCCGCGAGGCUCACCGCGGCUUAGAGGAUGAGAUUGCGCGAGGCGUCGUGGGAGAGGAUGGCACGGUCCCAGAUGCCGGAGGUUCAAUGGUAACGGGCAGCAUAUGGCGUAGGCGCCGGCUGGUUGGCGUUUGCUGUGAUCUGGUUGGGUUGG